Molecule: messenger RNA, 732 nt
Organism: Funneliformis mosseae
Lineage: Eukaryota; Fungi; Glomeromycota; Glomeromycetes; Glomerales; Glomeraceae
Source: the annotation of a GenBank genome assembly
AUGGCUAUGGCCAAAUGGCCAAGGGUCAACACUGUAUUAGCACUAAAAUUUAAAAUAAACUUAAAAAUAAUGCCGAAAUCCGACUAUCCUCUUCCUCCUAAUGUAGUAUGUCUUCGUGAAACCAACCAAAUAGAAGCCUUGUUAACCAUGAUUCGAGACAAAACAACGAAUCGUGGUGACUUUAUAUUCUAUUCGGAUAGAAUUAUUAGGUUACUUGUGGAAGAAGGGUUAAAUCAUUUACCUGUGGUGGAAAAAACUGUUGUCACCCCAACAAGUAAUGAAUUCAAAGGUGUUGGUUUCAAGGGCAAAAUUUGUGGUGUUUCUAUUAUGCGUGCAGGUGAAGCUAUGGAACAAGGCUUACGCGAUUGUUGCAGGAGUGUAAGGAUCGGAAAGAUUUUGAUACAACGUGAUGAAGAGACGGCACAACCCAAGCUUUAUUAUGCCAAAUUACCUCCGGAUAUAGAAAGUCGAUAUGUUCUUUUGUUAGAUCCAAUGCUUGCUACUGGUGGAUCUGCUAUUAAAGCCAUAGAAGUAUUAUUAUCUCAUGGAGUAAAAGAAGAUAAAAUAUUAUUUUUGAACUUAAUUGCUGCUCCUGAGGGUAUUGAUGCUGUUACGAAAAAAUAUUCCCAACUUAAACUUAUAACGGCCUGUAUCGAUAAAGGAUUGGAUGAGAAGAAAUAUAUUAUACCUGGUUUAGGUGAUUUUGGUGAUAGAUAUUUUACACUUCCCUAA